AUGGCUGUUCCACUAGUUUUUAAUUGUCACUUAAUUUGUUAUGAUGACUUUGGUCCUGAUGAACUAUGUGUUAGUGUUAAAUGUGGACAUGUAAUGCAUUCCAAAUGUAUAAAUGAAUGGAUAAAUAAACAGAAUACUUGUCCUUACUGUUCCAUUUCAACAACAAUACAUGAUAUUAUUCAAAUAUACUAUGACGAAACAGUUAGUGAUUUAUUUUCUGGGUAUUAUAAAGGAAAAUACGAAAAAUUGCAAAAACAAAUUGAAGAUGAAAAAGUAAAAAAAAGUGAAACAUUAGAAAAAUAUACGUACGAAACAGAUGAUACAGAAAAAGAUUUAAACAUUCAAAUAAUAAAACAGAAAAAUAAAAAGCUAACCAAUUUACUAUAUUACAAAAUUGCAAAUGAAUCCAAAUUCAUAAAUCAAGAUGGAUUAGAGAGUUUGGUUCAAAUGGAAAUUGCUUCAAAAACUGAACAAAUUGAUUUUCUUAAAUUACAACUUUUACAAGAAAAAGAAAAAUCUGAUUCUAAUAUAAAAGAAAUUCUAUAUCAAGUAAAAUUUCAUGAAUUAGAAGAUAAAAUAAAAUAUCAAAAAGAAGAGAAGAAUAAAUGUCUUCAAAAAAUGGCUAAUCUUCAGUUAUUAUGUAAUAAAUUAAUUAAUGAAAACUAUAUAUUACGUGAAAAAUAUUUAACAAUAGAUGCUUGUCAAGAAUUAAAAAAUAAAAUUAAAAGUCAAACUGAAAUUAUUAAUAGUCUUACAAAAGAAAAUGAAUACUUAAAAAGGCAAAAACAAAACUACAAUAAAUUAAUUCAAAAAAUUAAUGAAAAAGCAGAUCAGAAAUAUCGUGAUUUGUAUAUUAAAUAUCAAGAUCUUAAAGUAACUUCAGAAGCAAUGGAAUCUAAAUCAGAAUUAUUUGAAAAAAAAGAAAAAGAUUUUUAUGGAUUUCAUAGAAAUAUAAUUCUUCUUGCAAAUAAACUAGUACCAAUUGAUAUUAAAACAGAUGAUUCAUUACGAUUAUUUAUGAGAGAAAAAGUUAGUUUAAAUUCUGAUUUAUGGAAAAAAGUUUCAGAUACUAUUUUCAACAUAUAUAAAAUACUUACAAGAGUAAUGGAAAUGGACAUUCUUAUGCAUGAAAGUGCUGGAAAAGAACAUUCACAUUCAUCAAAAGCAUUUAAAAAAAACAAUAAUUUAUUUUAA
Strongyloides ratti is the source of this 1194-nucleotide messenger RNA. Its product is annotated as Zinc finger, RING-type domain and Zinc finger, RING/FYVE/PHD-type domain-containing protein. The record is from RefSeq and is a predicted model, not a curated record. NCBI's taxonomy places the organism in Eukaryota, Metazoa, Nematoda, Chromadorea, Rhabditida, Strongyloididae. The transcript has 2 exons. The coding region runs from base 1 to 1194 and encodes 397 amino acids.